AUGAAAAGACGUCGUCUCCGACGCAAAUGGCUCGAAAAAUUGCGUAGUCAGGGUCAAUUUGAAGAGAAUGAUGAGGUCAACCGUCAGCGACUAGAAGAGGAAUUAGCCGGCCAGUUAAAUCCUGCCUCUCCUUUCCCAAGCUCUAAUUUGAGCGCUUGCGACGAAACACGUAUCCAACUGGUCUGUCCAGCUUCCGCCAACCCACUGGCCUAUGGACCAUUCGGAUCUGGAGUUCAUCUUACCCCGACGUCUGCCUGUACCUAUCGAGUGCCAGGAGACAUGGCAACAGGCCGUAGACAAGCGCUUCAGCUUCCUGCGCCACCGCGUCUUCAGCUGACCCUGGGAAGAUCACGUCGUCGACGUAAAAUAAGCAGUGAACAGCAGGACACAGUAGUCCUACGUGCAUCAAAAGGCUCC
Protopolystoma xenopodis is the source of this 417-nucleotide messenger RNA. NCBI's taxonomy places the organism in Eukaryota, Metazoa, Platyhelminthes, Monogenea, Polystomatidea, Polystomatidae. The record is from the annotation of a GenBank genome assembly.